Messenger RNA from Exophiala mesophila, 1668 nucleotides. RefSeq lists its product as uncharacterized. Gene Ontology annotation, biological process: proton transmembrane transport. NCBI's taxonomy places the organism in Eukaryota, Fungi, Ascomycota, Eurotiomycetes, Chaetothyriales, Herpotrichiellaceae. The record is from RefSeq and is a predicted model, not a curated record. Gene Ontology annotation, molecular function: antiporter activity. The coding region runs from base 1 to 1668 and encodes 555 amino acids. The transcript has a single exon. Gene Ontology annotation, cellular component: membrane.
AUGUCUACCCCAGAUGAAGCAGCAUUGCCAUAUCAUGAACCAGGUAUCGUCACUAUCCUCAUUCUGGGCUCAUUUCUAUUGUUGCUUAACGCUGCCAACCAUAUCAUCGAUAAGAUACUUUACUGCGGCCUCCUCGCGCAGCUGUUCCUCGGUAUUGGGUGGGGAACCCCUGGGGCAAACUGGCUUGGCCGAGAAUUUGAGCAUGUCGCCGUCAACCUGGGAUAUCUUGGGCUUCUUCUCAUUGUAUAUGAAGGAGGAUUGAUGACCUCUUUUAAGGCUCUAAAAGACAACUUUCUUUUAUCGCUUGGUGUUGCAGUCACUGGUAUUGCUCUUCCAAUCUCGGCUUCCUACAUCCUGCUUCCCCUAGUGGAGGCAACUCCGUUACAGGCAUUCGCUGCAGGUGCUGCACUGUGCUCUACGAGUUUAGGAACAACGUUUACUGUCAUGAAGGCCAGUGGCCUGUCUACCACCAAAUUGGGCGUCGUGCUUACAAGUGCGGCAAUGAUGGAUGAUGUUGUUGGACUUGUGAUGGUCCAGGUGAUCUCCAACCUAGGAGGCGUAUCUUCCUCCUUCAGCGCCGUUACCAUUAUCCGACCUAUUUGCGUCUCAAUAGGUUUUGCGUGCGCCGUCCCGCUGGUGGCUCGCUUCAUUGUCCAACCGUUUACGGCUUGGUUGAACGGCAAACGGAAAACUAGCCCCACUGGCUACAUUAACUACAUCCUAACUCGGGAUACAACUGCUCUGAUUAUUCACACGGCGAUUCUGGUUGGUCUGAUAACCGCAACAACAUACGCUGGUACCUCAAACUUAUUCGCAGCCUACCUAGCUGGUGCAUCAAUAAGCUGGUGGGACACCACCCUCUCACACCCAAAUUUUCAUCGAUCCGGCAGAACCCCUUCGACUGAUCACACCAGCCCCUCCCAGUCUGUUUUGAACGUUGGCACUUCUGGAACCGAGAUUUUCGAGCGCUUCUUCUACCAACCACUUCAACGGAUUCUAAAACCACUAUUCUUUGCAUCCAUUGGCUUCUCCGUACCUAUCACCCGCAUGUUCACCGGUGGUGUCAUCUGGCGUGGGGUCAUCUAUACAAUACUCAUGUUCAUUACCAAAUUUGCAUGUGGGUUUUGGCUCAUGCGCCUGCCUGGCCUGGCAUCUGGUGUCAUAGGGUUGAACCGAAGUGCGAACACAGAGAAGAAGCCUACAGAUGUGAACAAGAGAGGAGCCAUCGCCACAACAGCCGGUUCGGGUGUUACCUCAGACCGUCAGAAAGCAUCUUCAGGGGAUUUGCCAGCGCCAAACCCGCCUGCUAUGCCAGAGAAGAAGCAAUCGGCGUCACGAAAGAGCAAUGAAGGUCGCGUUCGCGCCAAACCUACUCUAACAUCCACCUCGAAACCCAUUUCACUGUAUCCUGGCUGCAUCCUAGGAAGCGCCAUGGUAGCCCGCGGUGAAAUCGGGUUUCUUAUUUCUGCGCUUGCAGAAAGCAAUGGUAUUUUCGGUGAUGAAUCCAAUAGCUCUAUAUUCUUGAUUGUUACGUGGGCAAUUAUGCUGUGUACUAUUCUAGGACCGCUAAUUGUUGGAACGUUAGUGGCAAGAGUUAAAAAGAUGGAGGGUAGAGCAACAGAAGGGCAGGGGCGAGGAGGUGUUCUAGGAGAAUGGGGAGUUAGCUGA